AUGGUUGAUGUAUUGUAUAGAUCUUCUAUGAACGUAUCUCCUCAUCCAGUUAUUUUUCCAUCAACGAACCAUCGUCGUUUUAGAACUAAGGAUCAUUCCCCGAUGUUUUUUGACGCUGCUCCAAUAGCUGUCAAUAAUAAAAUAAAAGCAAUUCAAGCACGCAAAACUCCUCUUACACUACUCUCCAGCGAUCACGAUCAUACUGAUAUUCGUCAAUUAAAUUUUGGUUACAAUGGAGGUGUUACAACUUCUAGAACGGAUUUUUCUGUUCUAACUGCCGAAAGAUUAGUUGAUCGUAGUAAAGACAUACGUCUUGAUCGUUAUUCAAAACGUCAAAAUGCUCGUCAAUCUGUUUUAUCAACGACAAGUAUUGCUCAACAAUCAUCCGUGUGGCCAAAAUAUCAAGUAACGUCUGUAGGUAAUAAACGCAAUCAUAUACAAUCAAAUUCUAUAACAAAUACACCACCCGCUGUCAGAUCAAUUAAAAAUAAAUCGUCACCAGGUGGUAAAAUGCCCGAUAUAAAUCGACGUCGAAGUCGUCAACCAUUAGCUGAACGAGCAAAUACUCUUACUCCCGUUGAACCACAGAAAAAAUCUAUACUGAAAACGAGACCAUCACAAGUUAAAAUGCACAGCUCACUAGACAGGAUCAAUAAUAAUACUAAUCAUAAUCAUUUUACAACAUAUGAAACUGAAGAAGAUGAUGAUGAAAAUAUUCUUCUUGCUAAUGAAGAAAAUACAAAUAUUGUUAUGGACGAAGAAUUUGAACGAUACCUCCAAGCAGCACUUAUUAAAUGUGCUGAUUGGCUUAUUAAAUAUGUAUUUAAUCCAACAGUUGAUGAUAUAAACGUUUAA
Rotaria socialis is the source of this 855-nucleotide messenger RNA. The record is from the annotation of a GenBank genome assembly. NCBI's taxonomy places the organism in Eukaryota, Metazoa, Rotifera, Eurotatoria, Philodinida, Philodinidae.